AUGCCCCCCAUCACUUUCACAAAUGAGGACUUCCACGCACCCGAUCCUGAUCAAGAUGACCCGAUGAUCAUCAUUGCCAAGAUUGCACGGUAUGGUGUAGGAAAAUUGCUCAUUGAUCAGGACAGCUUGAUCGUGGGAUUUGCGGGUGAGAGAGUGGACACCCGGGGGUACUUUGAUUUACGAACGCGCCUAGGUACUGGAUGGGAAAGUGAAGAGAAAGGAGUGAGGGCCAUAGUCUCCACGCCACAUCUCACCAUGAAAUACCUGACUAGCCGUGGCACAAUCUAUACCGUCCGGGUAGAUCAGAAGACGACCCGGGAGUGUUACGCUGCGGGCUUGAAAAUGUACCCAAAAAAGGCAAGGAGAAAAAUGAACAAGUUAGAGGUGGCAAUGGCCAACCUCGAUCCUCGGACCAACACCGAUGGCCGAUUAGAGCCAAUGGGAGAAACUCUACCGGUAAUCAUAGGUAAGGACGCCUCUCAAACGACUACCAUGGCGAGCGAUCUAGAGGAAGAAGUGGAGAAACAACUCCGUGUGAUUCUGUGGCGCAACCGAGAUUUGUUUGCGUGGACAGCGACGGACAUGCUGGGGAUUCACCCCUCGGUCAUGUCCCAUAAACUAGCUUUAUUUAAAGAGGCCCGCCUAGUGGCCCAAAAGAAGAGGAGAAUGGGUGAAGAGAAGCGGAAGGCUGUCGAGGCCGAGGUGAACAAGUUGAAGGAAGCCAGAUUUGUACGAGAAGUUACAUAUACCACUUGGCUGGCCAAUGUGGUCAUGGUAAAAAAGGCCAACGACAAGUGGCACAUGUGUACUGACUACACAGACUUGAAUAAGGCCUGCCCCAAGGACUCCCAUCCCCUUCCCAGCAUCGACGCCCAGGUCGACGGGGCAUUCGGGCACAAAAUUUUAAGCUUUCUCGACGCAUAUUCUGGGUACAACCAAAUACCCAUGUAUGCCCCCGACAGGGAAAAAAUGACAUUUAUCACUGAGAAGGCUAACUUCUGUUAUGAGGUCACACCCUUCGGGUUGAAGAACGCCAGCGCCACCUACGAAAUCUCCUAUCAACUUGGUCGGGUGGUGAAGGGAAAAGCCUUACGACCCCCAACAAGCCAAAACCAAGUUGAUGAAAGGAAAUAUCCUAUCAACUUGGCCGGGCGGUGA
Messenger RNA from Vigna radiata var. radiata (mung bean), 1158 nucleotides. RefSeq lists its product as uncharacterized. The record is from RefSeq and is a predicted model, not a curated record. The coding region runs from base 1 to 1158 and encodes 385 amino acids. The transcript is spliced from 3 exons. Lineage: Eukaryota; Viridiplantae; Streptophyta; Magnoliopsida; Fabales; Fabaceae.